Molecule: messenger RNA, 741 nt
Organism: Fragaria vesca subsp. vesca
Lineage: Eukaryota; Viridiplantae; Streptophyta; Magnoliopsida; Rosales; Rosaceae
Product: F-box/LRR-repeat protein 4-like
Exons: 1
Coding region: 1-741 (246 amino acids)
Biological process (GO): SCF-dependent proteasomal ubiquitin-dependent protein catabolic process
Cellular component (GO): SCF ubiquitin ligase complex
Source: RefSeq, a predicted model, not a curated record
AUGGGUGUACACACCAAGAAGAAAUCAGGGAUAUUUUCGUCAUUAAGCGACGAUUUACUUGGCCUAGUGAUUAACAAGGUCAAGGACAAACGAGACAGAAAAUCGUUUUCCGAGGUCUGCAAGCAAUGGUUCAAAGUGGAAGGUCUAGACCGAUCAAAGCUUAUCCUUUAUGUUAACGAUCCCGGGUCUUCGCUUUCUGUACUAACUAGAUUCCCAAAUAUUGUCACUUUGUGGCUGUUGGGUUGCAAUACUCACCCCGACCUUGAAUUCGUAGCUCAAACAUGUCCCAGAAUCGAGCGCAUCAUGAUUGAAUGUAGAGAUGAGAAGCAAACAGGUGAUGGUGGUGUUUUGAACCCCAAAGGUCUAUGUGGUUUGGGAGAAGGGUGUCCCAGAUUGUCCCAUGUUGAGAUCAUGGGGCUAAAUGCAAUAGGGAAUUCUGGAGUUGUUGAGCUUGUACAUUCAGCACAUAACUUGGAGUCCCUUGUUUUGCUAAACAAUAAGUUGAUAUCAAAUGAAGCCCUCAGAGGAAUUGGGUCCGCAUCUUCCAUUAGCAUUUUACAGCUAAUACGUUGCGAUAACGUUACUGAUGAGGGAUUGGCUUUUUUGGCGAAUGGAUCUACCUCAAAAACCCUCAAGAAAUUGAACCUUGAGUGUUGCCCUAAAAUUACUGAUACUGGGGUCGACCUUUUGCGCAAAAUGUGUAGCCUGGAGCAUCUGAAAAUUUCCGAGUCGAAUCACUGA